Messenger RNA from Scatophagus argus, 7369 nucleotides. RefSeq names its product regulatory associated protein of MTOR, complex 1 (gene rptor). Gene Ontology annotation, biological process: cellular response to starvation; positive regulation of protein serine/threonine kinase activity; regulation of autophagy. The record is from RefSeq and is a predicted model, not a curated record. Gene Ontology annotation, cellular component: cytoplasm; TORC1 complex. Bases 500 to 4576 code for a protein of 1358 amino acids. Gene Ontology annotation, molecular function: protein binding; protein-macromolecule adaptor activity. NCBI's taxonomy places the organism in Eukaryota, Metazoa, Chordata, Actinopteri, Scatophagidae. The transcript has 36 exons.
AGCCAGCGGUGACGUUUCAUGACACCCUCGCCGCCCCAACAGUGCAUUCUGGGUCCAACCCAAGAUGGCUGCGCCCUUGCAGAAGUGCUGAAAAAGUGCCUCCUCGGAGAGAUUGUCGGGAUUGUGUGUGAUUUCCACGAAAAACAUCGCACCAAAUCAGCUACCAGGGUCGCUGGUUUGCAGGAGAGGACCAUACGACUUAAGUCAUCGAUAAGUGUAGCCGGCGCUUCGUGUGGCUGUGGCAGACUGUCCGUGUGAAGAUGGGCCUCGUCUCCAGCCCCUUCCCAUAGCGAAGAGCCGUGGGGAGAGGAGCCGCAGAUUCCCUUGCAAACACGUACCCGUCCAACUUGGAUUUGACGGGUUUGACAUACUAUACAGGCUGUGGACGUUGCCCUACAAUUUUCUGACCAGGAUUGUUUGUGCGACAGUAUCUGUCAUCGUCCGGAGACGGAGAGGUUCCUCAGCCCGGGUUGAUAAUCCCACCGCACCAAGGGCCCUCAUGAAAAUGGACUCGGACUUGCUUCAUUCGCCAGCCGUGGGCCUCGCAGAGGAAGAGGAGGCCGACAUGAAUGACUGGAAGCUUCCCCUGGCCUUCAUGAAGAAACGGCACUCAGAAAAGAUUGAGGGCUCCAAGGCCUUAGCACAGAGCUGGAGGAUGAAGGACAGGAUGAAGACGGUGAGUGUAGCGCUGGUGUUGUGUCUCAAUGUGGGAGUGGACCCUCCAGAUGUGGUCAAGACCUCCCCCUGUGCCAGACUGGAGUGCUGGAUAGAUCCUCUGUCGAUGAGCCCACAGAAAGCCCUGGAGACCAUUGGGGCCAACCUGCAGAAGCAGUAUGAAAACUGGCAACCCAGGGCGCGUUACAAGCAGAGUCUGGACCCCACAGUGGACGAGGUGAAGAAGCUGUGCACGUCACUCAGGCGUAAUGCCAAAGAGGAGCGAGUCCUCUUCCACUACAAUGGCCACGGUGUCCCACGACCCACAGUCAACGGAGAGAUCUGGGUCUUCAACAAGAACUACACCCAGUACAUCCCGCUGUCCAUCUACGACCUUCAGACAUGGAUGGGGAGCCCGUCCAUUUUUGUCUACGACUGCUCCAAUGCAGGAAUCAUCGUCAAGUCCUUUAAACAGUUUGCCCUGCAGAGAGAGCAGGAGUUGGAGGUGGCAGCCAUCAAUCCCAGUCAUCCACUUGCACAGAUGCCCCUACCGCCCUCCAUGAAGAACUGCAUCCAGCUGGCUGCCUGCGAGGCCAGCGAGCUGCUUCCCAUGAACCCCGACCUUCCAGCUGACCUGUUUACCUCCUGCCUCACCACGCCCAUCAAGAUCGCCCUGCGAUGGUUUUGCAUGCAGAAGAGUGCCAAGUUGGUGCCGGGGGUGACGUUAGACCUCAUUGAGAAGAUCCCUGGCAGGCUCAACGACAGACGCACUCCCCUCGGAGAGCUCAACUGGAUCUUCACGGCCAUCACCGACACCAUCGCGUGGAAUGUGCUGCCUAGAGAUUUGUUCCAGAAGUUGUUUCGUCAGGACCUGCUGGUGGCCAGCUUGUUCCGCAAUUUCCUGUUAGCAGAAAGGAUAAUGAGGUCGUACAACUGCACACCGGUCAGCAGUCCACGUCUGCCCCCGACAUACAUGCACGCCAUGUGGCAAGCAUGGGACCUGGCUGUGGACAUCUGCCUCUCUCAGCUGCCCACUAUCAUUGAGGAGGGCACCGCCUUCAGGCACAGUCCUUUCUUCGCUGAACAGUUGACGGCGUUUCAGGUGUGGUUGACGAUGGGUGUGGAGAACAGGAACCCCCCUGAGCAGCUCCCGAUUGUACUGCAGGUCCUCCUCAGUCAGGUGCAUCGCCUGCGAGCUCUAGACCUGCUUGGACGUUUUCUGGAUCUGGGUCCCUGGGCCGUCAGUCUGGCCCUGUCUGUGGGGAUCUUCCCUUACGUGUUAAAGCUGCUCCAGAGCUCGGCCAGAGAGCUGCGGCCGCUGCUGGUUUUCAUCUGGGCUAAAAUCCUCGCUGUGGACAGCUCAUGUCAAGCUGACCUGGUGAAAGACAACGGACACAAGUACUUCCUGUCUGUGCUGGCUGACAGUUACAUGCCAGCCGAGCAUCGAACCAUGGCUGUGUUCAUAUUGGCUGUUAUUGUCAACAGCUACAACACAGGGCAGGAGGCCUGUCUGCAGGGCAACCUAAUAGCCAACUGCCUGGAGCAGCUGUCAGACCCCCACCCCUUGCUCCGCCAAUGGGUAGCCAUUUGCCUGGGCCGCAUUUGGCAGAACUUUGACCCAGCCCGGUGGUGCGGAGUUCGGGACAGCGCCCACGAGAAGCUCUACACCCUGCUGUCGGAUCCCAUUCCCGAGGUGAGAUGUGCGGCUGUUUUUGCUCUGGGGACGUUUGUGGGAAACUCUGCUGAGAGGACGGACCACUCCACCACCAUCGACCACAACGUGGCCAUGAUGCUGGCCCAGCUCAUCAACGAUGGCAGCCCUGUGGUCCGCAAGGAGCUGGUUGUAGCACUGAGUCACCUGGUGGUCCAGUAUGAGAGCAACUUCUGUACAGUUGCUCUCCAGUUCAUAGAAGAAGAGAAGAACUAUACAGUACCUUCACCAGCCAACACCGCAGAGCCUGGUAACCUGACUCCAGUGAGGGACAGCCCGGCCAUCCCACGCCUGCGAUCAGUCAACUCCUACACCAACAUCAGAGCUGCCACCACUGCCCGCAACCUGAACAAGAGCCUGCAGAACCUCAACCUCAAUGAAGAGGGUGGACCAGCAGCCUUCUCUCCUGGGAACCUGAGCACCAGCAGCAGUGCCAGCAGCACCCUGGGGAGCCCCGACAAUGACGAGUACAUUCUCUCCUUCGAGACCAUCGACAAAAUGCGACGGGUGUCCUCCUAUUCUUCCCUCAAUUCCCUCAUAGGUGUGUCCUUCAACAGUGUGUACACUCAGAUAUGGAGGGUGCUGCUCCAUCUCGCUGCUGACCCUUUUCCUGAAGUGUCUGAUCUGGCCAUGAAGGUCCUCAACAGCAUUGCUUACAAGGCGACGAUGAAUGCUCGACCUCAGAGGAUCCUGGACUCCGGAUCUCUCACCCAGUCGGCCCCAGCUAGCCCCACCAGCAAGGGAACACACAUCCACCAGGCUGGUGGCUCUCCUCCCAUGCCCAGCACCAGCAGCUCCAGUCUGACCAACGAGGUGCCCAAACCCCCAUCCAGAGAGCAGCCGGCCACAAGGCCUCCCUACACCCCCACACUGGGAGGACAGGCACCUCACUCCCACCAGUUCCCCCGCACGCGCAAGAUGUUUGACAAGGGACCCGAGCAGGCAGCUGAGGACGGAGACGAGCCGGGUGCUCACAGGAACUACAUCAGCCCCGCCCUCCAGACGGGCUUGUGUGAUUGGAGUGCCAAGUAUUUCGCUCAGCCUGUCAUGAAGAUCCCAGAGGAGCAUGACCUGGAGAGUCAGGUCAGGAUGGAGAGGCAGUGGAGGUUCCUGAGAAACGCUCGCGUGAGAAGGCAGAGCCGAAGCAUCACGCAAAGAGGUGUUUCCCGUCUGGAUGAUCAAAUAUUCAUCAACCGAAACCCUGGAGUACCGUCUGUUGUGAAGUUCCACCCCUUCAACACCUGCAUUGCUGUGGCCGACAAAGACAGCAUCUGUUUCUGGGACUGGGAGAAGGGCGAGCGGCUGGACUACUUCUACAAUGGAAACCCUCGUUACACUCGCAUCACUGCCAUGGAGUACCUGAACGGACAUGACUGUUCAUUACUGCUCACUGCAACAGACGACGGAGCGCUACGUAUCUGGAAGAACUUUGCCGACCAGAAGAACCCGGAGAUGGUGACGGCGUGGCAGGGCCUUUCCGACAUGCUACCCACUACCAGAGGUCAGCCCCCCACCAGCGCUCACAGUCUGGCCAGAAGGGUCUCCAUCUAUCUUGACAGGAGUAAACAAGGAGGUGCAGGCAUGGUUGUGGACUGGGAGCAGGAGACGGGCCUCCUCAUGACGUCCGGAGAUGUCCGAGUCAUCAGGAUCUGGGACACUGACAGGGAGAUGAAGGUCCAGGACAUCCCGACAGGAGCAGACAGCUGUGUGACCAGCCUUUCCUGUGAUUCCCAGCGUUCGCUCAUUGUUGCCGGUCUGGGUGACGGAUCUGUACGAGUAUUUGACAGGAGGAUGGGUCCGAAUGAAUGUCGGGUGAUGACCUACAGGGAGCAUGGAGCCUGGGUGGUCAAAGCUCAUCUGCAGAAGGAGACAGAUGGACAUAUUAUCAGCGUCAGUGUUAAUGGAGACAUUCGAUUCUUUGAACCACGGACCCCGGACUCUAUCAAUGUGCUGCAGACAGUGAAGGGGUUAACAGCCCUGGAUAUCCACCCACAGGCCAACCUGUUUGCCUGUGGAUCGAUGAACCAGUUCAUAGCUGUCUACAAUGCUAACGGUGAUGUGAUCAGUAACAUUAAAUACUAUGACGGCUUUAUGGGACAAAGGAUUGGGGCUAUCAGCUGUUUAGCCUUCCAUCCUUACUGGCCACACUUGGCAGUGGGCAGCAAUGAUUACUACAUGUCCAUCUAUUCAGCAGAGAAGAGGCUUAGAUAACACACCAGCAUUCACCACCUCCCCACCUUCCCAACAAAACCACCGCCACCAUAUGACUUCUGACCCUGAGCCUCAAGCCCCGGGAUGUAAAUGACGAAUUUUUGUUGUACAUAUGCAAUUACCACCCUGAAUGUUCUAGUGAAGGCUGCUCACAAAAACUCAUGCUAUGAACGACUACAUAUACAUAUAUAUAUACAUAUAUGUAUAUGUAUAUACACAUAAUAAUUAUUAUUCUUAUUGUUUAUUCAUAUUCUUAUUAUGAAGCUAAUGAUUGUAGACUUGGCUGUGCUAAGGAGUGUGUAUAUUUAAAUAGCGUAUACAGAAGAAUAGAGGUUCUAUUUUAAAGAAGUGGUACCCCCUGAUCUCUGGGGCUCCUCCUCGCCGCACAGUGAGCAUCACUACCUGAACUAACUGUGACCCCAGUGAACCUAGAAGUGGCGAGAGAGGUUGGUGGGGUCGCCCAGAGGACAUCACUCACUGCUGAAACACAUUCACUGGUACAGAAAAGACAGGCUCGCCGUCCACUGGACCCUGGCGUGUUUAUAAAUUAAUUUUGAUUGCCGUCUCACAGCCAAAGGACAGAGAGUUUUGCUACUUUGCUGCACCACUUGGCAGGACACUUGUAAGGAUGGACCCAGAGAUGGUGGACUUGUGCUGAUUCUUGCCUGACAUGUCAACCGGACAGAUGUGAUGAGCGUUUGUUCACGCGUGCGUGUGUGUUUAACUGCAUUAUAGCACAGAUGUGCCCCACAGUGGGACUUCUUAGCCUUGGACUUAAAUGAUGCCCAAAAAAGAUGCCUGCUCCCAUGCUAGAACUCCCCUUCUUGCUUCCUGACCCCAGUGUGCCAAACAUAAUCAUGUUUUCCACAUGCAAGCCCUUUUGUUGUGGCUCAGAGGAGCAUUUUUUGUUUUUUUAACUUAUUGCCAGGGAAAAGGGAAAACCUCUAUUACCCCUAGAAUGAGAUAAACCUUUACAUCUAGCACAAUGAAAGGACAGCUGGAUUGGUAACAGUUAAGCACCCAGUCCUACAGGUAUCCUGCCUAUAUGCCCUGCAAAGCAAUAAAAUCCUCCAGUGAUUUAACCUCAAGCUCCUCUUUAGCAUUUCCAAUAGCGGCGUUGCAUCCUCUUGAUAGUCUAAGGAAGUUAUUCCUGCCCAGAAUCUGAUCUGCAGCACCCAGUGGUGCCUCAGUAUAGCAAUACAAACACACCCAUUUUAAUUCACAGAAGUGUAAUUUAUUCUUUUUAUGUACUUUGAGUACCAGAUGGGUGCGUUUUGUCCCAUCCACUCACACCAGUGGCAGGAAAGACAUCAAUUAAAUUGAUUUCCCUGUGAUUGUCUAAAUCUUCGGUCUAAAUCUUCCACAUGUCACUUCAAAACAUACCCAAAGAAGUCUCUCAGAUACAUUUUUGACCUGUCUCAGUUGAGUGCACUGGUCCCCAAAACACAUCUUUUGUUUGUUUUUGGCUUUGUGUGCCAGUUCAUCUUUUUCUGGCUUCUAGAAAACAUAAAUAGAAGUUGACUUCUGUUGCUUAUCUGACCGCAGUGAGGCAUAGCUUUCUUAUUUCCAAAUAGUCAAGACACCCUUUGACCAUGAGCACUGUAAGUUUAGAGAACUUUUCAUCAUGGUAUUUUUCACACUGGGGAUCACCCGCUGCCUCACAGUUUGGACCAUGUUUCAUUCUGAUAAAACCUUUUGCAAGGUUUCUUUUCCCCCUCAUUUUUGAGCUUUUAUUUUAAUUUUAUGGACAGACAUGUUUGGUUUGAUUUUGUUUAGCUUAGUGAGGCAUAAAGUGAGUUGCAUGUUAAUGGGUGGCAUCAGAGCUGUACAUGCUCACUGUGUUAAGUGUUAGUCAGCAUCCUAAAUCUCGCUCAGGUACUUCAUGAGCCACCUCAAACCAAGGUCAGUCAGCUGCCCGCUUUGCCAGUGUCUGCAGCAUGACGGACAGGUGUGGUCAGUCACAUGACCUUGUGCACGUUCUCUCCAGAGAUUAUGGAAAUUGUUGACAUAAUUAUCAUUGUGGUGCUGUUUUGGGAAAGACACUUAACAAGAAGGGGUCCUUUUCUUUUUUUCUCUUUUGCGCAGUAUUACCAUGGACACGCCUCUUCUGUGGGGCUGCAGCUUUGCUUAUUUAGCUUUUUAAAAAAAUUUUUUUUUUCCUCCUCAAGUUUUGUAAUUUUAUGUUUUUAACUCUGCUGGCAUUUUGUUUGCCUUAGCCUUGGUGAGGUGGAGGGAAAAAUUGGGGACAGCCUUACCUUCUCACACACACACACACACACAUUGUUCCAUGUCCCCUUCAUUGCCAACGUACCCCAUCAGCUGCCCCCUCCUUUCUUUCCUACCACACUCACCUCACCCCUCUGCAUCGGUUGUCCCAAGCUUAGCUUUUUUCCCUCUGAAGGAAUAGACUCGUGGACUGAAAGUGAACUGGGAACACACACCAUACAGUCUGUAAAGCGACUGCAGUUGCGGUCACCACAUUAGUCCCCACCAUUACCAUGUCACUGAGCUCUUGAGCGCUCUCUGUCGUUUAGCAGGCCUCAACUGCUCUACUGGCUCAGCCCAAGUAAUACACUUUGGCAAUGGGCCAUUUGCUCAGAAUCACAUUCAUCUCUUGGUAUCCUGUUUUGAGUUUUAAGGUUUUAGAUCUGGAGAAAAAGAAGAGACUUUAACAAAGCAGUAAGAAAGGAAAAAUGAACAAUCAGGUUUGUCUCUGUGACAUUAGACUGCUUUGCUGACUCUGGUUUAUAAGACGGGAGAUGAAAUCAUUGAAAUAAACCAAAUACAACACCG